Molecule: messenger RNA, 3669 nt
Organism: Periophthalmus magnuspinnatus
Lineage: Eukaryota; Metazoa; Chordata; Actinopteri; Gobiiformes; Gobiidae
Product: unconventional myosin-XIX
Exons: 24
Coding region: 178-3054 (958 amino acids)
Biological process (GO): vesicle transport along actin filament; actin filament organization
Cellular component (GO): myosin complex; cytoplasm; actin cytoskeleton
Molecular function (GO): actin filament binding; microfilament motor activity; ATP binding
Source: RefSeq, a predicted model, not a curated record
UUGAGGAGCUGGAAAACCCGUGGACAAGCGGCUGACUGCCUGAAGUUGUCCUUGAGGAAUGUAAGAGAGAGGGGAAAAUGAACGUCCAGACACCACGCUGGUAAAGAAACAACUACAGCGAAACCAGCUUAAAUAGGUUUAAUAUUUUGUCAGAUCUGGAGGCUUGGAGUAAUCUAAAUGAACUCUGUGAACGGCCGUGGAAAUAGAAAUGGAGUGGGAACGGGACAAGAAUCUUCCAAAAUGAUCAGACUUUCCCCUCAGUCCCUGAAUGACUCUCUUGAUGAAGACGUUCGGUUGUUCCUCACAGAUGAGGACCAUCUUCAUACUUAUGAUGACCUCACCAAAGUAAACCCAGUGACACCUUCAACAGUGCUGAAAUGCCUGCAGGCCAGGUACACUGCAAAAGUGUUUUACACUCAUGCAGGCUGCACAUUGGUGGCUUUGAACCCUUUCCAGCCCAUCCCAUACUUGUACUCUUUGGAUGUGAUGAGAGAGUAUCAUUGCACUCCUCAGCCUCAGGAAUCCAAACCGCACAUCUUUAUUGUGGCUGAAGAAGCCUACAGGAAUGUGAAGGGUCAGCUGGAGCCUGUGAACCAGUCGCUGGUGGUCAGUGGUGAGAGUGGUGCUGGAAAGACAUGGACCUCUCGAUGUCUCAUGAAAUAUUAUGCCACUGUGGCUGCAUCUUCAUCUGUUGCAAAGAGCCAGAACACAGUUGAAAGGAUUGAGAGAAGAGUGUUGGAUUCCAACCCAAUCAUGGAAGCUUUUGGAAAUGCUUGCACACUACGAAACAACAAUAGCAGUCGCUUUGGGAAGUACAUCCAGCUUCAGCUGGACAGGUGUCACCUGUUAGUGGGAGGGUCUGUGCAAACAUAUCUGCUGGAGAAGACCAGAGUGGCCUUUCAACCGAAUGGUGAAAGAAACUUUCAUAUUUUUUACCAGAUGACAAAAAAAGCAACCAGUGAGCAAAGGAAAGAGUGGAAAAUGCACAAUGGUCAAGUUUUUGCCUGGCUUCCAAAUGCAGAUAAAACUUUAGAGGAGGAUUGUUUUGAGGAGACACUUGAGGCCAUGGGGCAUCUGGGCAUUAGCACUGAACAACAAAGGGACAUUUUUAGGAUAUUAGCAGGGAUUUUGCACCUGGGAAAUGUAAAGUUUUCCUCUCCUUCAGAUGACUCACAAUCAUGUGACCUUGAGGAACAGUCUAAAGACUACUUCCAAAAUGCGGCUGAGCUUUUGGGUGUCACUGCAGCUGAGCUAGAGACCUGUUUGAAAGUAAGAACACUAAAGGCGGGGAGGCAAAGUGUACUAAAGCCGUGCUCCCUGACUGAGUGCACUGUCAGGAGAGACUGCCUGGCUAAAGUCAUCUACGCCGAGUUAUUUGAAUGGCUGGUUACAUUCAUCAAUAACAGCAUGUGUACAAGCAGUUCUAUCUGGUCCAAUUUCAUUGGGGUCCUCGAUGUGUAUGGCUUUGAAUGUUUCCAAAUGAAUAAUCUGGAACAGCUUUGCAUCAACUAUGCCAAUGAGAAAUUGCAACAGCACUUUGUCAGCCAUUACCUCAAAGCUCAACAGGAAGAGUAUGUAUCGGAGGGACUGGAGUGGUCUUUUGUUAAAUACCAGGACAACCAGGGCUGUCUCGAUCUCAUUGAAGGUUCACCACUGAGUGUAUUUUCUCUGCUUAACGAGGAGAGCCGUCUUAACCGUGCUUCAGAUUCCCAAAUGUUUCGUGUUCGAUUGGAGAAUGAGCUCUCAGAAAAUGGAAGCAUCAGCUGGGACAGGUUCAGCAAAGAGCCACACUUUACUGUGGCACACUAUGCUGGAAAGGUGAACUACCAAAUACAAGGCAUGGUGGAGAAAAACAAGGAUCCAGUGCCACCAGAGCUCAUCGACAUACUUCAGAAAUCCAACAGCAGUUUGCUCCACUAUAUUUUUGCUGAAGUUGAAGAUGAGCAGCAAACAACCAAAGGACUGAAUAAAGUGACUGUAGUCUCCAAGUUUAAGAACUCCCUUGAAAGCCUCAUGAGAAUCUUGCACAGCACAACCCCUCACUACACUCGCUGCAUUAAACCGAACCAGGACUGCAAACCUUUGACAUUCAAGAAGGAAGAAGUGAUAAUGCAGCUGGAGGCAUGCGGCAUUGUAGAGACUAUUCAUAUUAGUGCUGCUGGCUUUCCAGUAAGAAUUCCCUUUGAAAGCUUUAUUCUGCGGUACAGUCUGCUUUCAAGACAUUCAAAGUUAAAACCAACUCAAACCCUUGAUGGGGCAGGUGGGAACAUAAAGGAAGAUGUAGAGAGGCUCCUUCAUGUGAUUUUGGAGCAGGAUGGUUUGUUGCACCAAUUCAGAGGCCACAAACAGACGACUCUAGUGCAUUGUGGAAAGACUAAAGUGUUCCUCACCCAGUCAAUGCUUGAUUUGCUGGAGGAUCGGCGGAGGAGAGUCCUGUCUCAAUGUGCCUUUGCCAUUCAGUGCUGUUGGCUUCGGUAUCAGCGCCGCAAACGUAUUACCAAGCAACAGUCUGCCACUCUGAUCCAAGCAGUUGUGCGGUCCUGGCUGGUGAGGAGUCGAGUGCGUCAGUGGAACAGAGCUGCUGCUGUUAUCCAGAGGACAUGGUGGAAGUGGAGGGACCUACUGAAAUCUCUGGCUGACUCCGAGCUGGAUGAUGCACAGGAUGUUGUGACAGAACAGCUGCCCGAGCUGAACCCUCUCAUUAGGGACAGAGGUUCAGUUCAGCUCUCCAGUAUCCCAGAGCCGGUCACUGUGCGGGGGUGGCCCAUGGGCCUGGCUCUGGCUUCUGCUCCAUCCAUCACAGUGUCUCUUACCGCCACUGGCUUUCACAAAAUGGUGUCUCUCGUGGCCUCACUCAGACUGCCGUCCAGGAGAGGGCAGUACAAGGUAGAGACCAACCAGUGCACAGAGGGACUGGCCUCCAUCAGAGCUCAACCAAAGGGAUCUACAAAGCUUCACUAUCAGAAAUCGCCACUGCUUUACGCUGACAGACACCCAGACCUGCAAACCGACAUGACAGGGUUCAAUGAGAUCCUGCUUGAGAAAACUCUGUAACUGUUUUUAAAGAACUUAGCCUAACACUGCUCUUAAACCAAUCAGUCACUGACCAAAAAGAGUUAUUUUUGUAGAUGCCAAAGUUGCUUCUUUAUGCUGUUUAAAAAGGGAGCAUGAUGAUGAUGAACCUGAACUGUAUUUGUAUUUAAACAAAAAGUAGUUCACAGUUCAGAAGUGCCAAGGUCUUCCCAUAUUCUAUUGCAUUUAACAUUGGCAUUUUUAGUAAUCAAUGAACAAACCAAUUGCACAUGUAAAGCAUAUAUUACAAUUUGCACAUGUAAUAUUCACAGAAGUCAGUAUAGUUUUCCUCAAACGUGAUAUGUUUUUAAGUGUAAACAAAACUACAAUUAGUAGUUGGAUUUGUAUUUUAUAGCUGACAGUCUUUUUUUAAUCAUCAAGUCUAAAUGUGUUAAGUUGAAAUGUCUUAUUGUGGUUUUAAUAAUCCUCAGGAACACUAUUACAUUUCCCAACAUCAUUAGGCAUUUGUGGCAGUGUUUAUAUACUACUGUGGAAAUCUGGACACCAAGUCAUUUUUAAUCUGUUUGUGGUACCAAAGACUUGAAUUAUGUCAGUAUCUGUAAGAGAACUAUUGAAAUAAACAUGUGAUUACCGGUA